Acanthopagrus latus (yellowfin seabream) is the source of this 4606-nucleotide messenger RNA. RefSeq names its product sprouty-related, EVH1 domain-containing protein 2-like. Gene Ontology annotation, molecular function: protein kinase binding. NCBI's taxonomy places the organism in Eukaryota, Metazoa, Chordata, Actinopteri, Spariformes, Sparidae. The record is from RefSeq and is a predicted model, not a curated record. Gene Ontology annotation, cellular component: membrane. Gene Ontology annotation, biological process: multicellular organism development; negative regulation of MAPK cascade. Bases 465 to 1739 code for a protein of 424 amino acids. The transcript is spliced from 7 exons.
GUGAGUCAUUCCAGGAAGAGGAGCAGCUCUGAGACUCUGAACUUUGUUUCCUCAUUUACAACCAAGCCUCCAAUAAAACCUGCUGUACGUGUGUGUGUGUGUGUGUGUGUGUGUGUGUGUGUGUGUGUGUGUGUGUGUGUGUGUGUGUGUGUACAUAUAUAUGUCUAAUUCGUGCUGUAGCCAUCUUACAGGAGAAACAGUGUGAUGUAUCAGGGCAGCAUCAAGGAGACAAGAAUGAAGAUGACGAGAAAAGACAAAAAAGCAGGCUGAAUCACACGGCGGAGGGAAGCAGUGUGUGUGUGUGUGUGCGUGUGUGUGUGUGUGUGUGUGAGGCUGGAGAAGAGGCAGCAGCAGCGUCUCCCGUCUCUAUCCGGCCUGUUAGGAUGUGGCGUCGAUGGUGUGCAGCGGCACAGCUCGACAGCCUGUCGUUGACGCUGUGACCGUGGCGACAGGAUGUAGCAGAGAUGUCGGAGCACAAAAGUGACAGCUACAUUGUGCGCGUCAAAGCGGUGGUGAUGACCAGAGACGACUCGAGCGGCGGCUGGCUGGCGCAGGACGGAUGCCUGAGCAGAGUGGGCGUGUGCAGGCUGCUGCCGAGCGAGCUGCUGGGACGCAACAACUUCCUCAUCCAUGGAGAACGCCUCAAAGACAAGCAGGUGAUCCUCGAGUGUUUCCUGAAGAAGGAUCUGGUCUACACCAAGGCCACGCCGACGUUCCACCACUGGAAGGUGGACAACAGGAAGUGUGGUCUGACCUUCCAGAGUCCAGCCGACGCCAGAGCCUUCGACCGCGGCGUGAGGAAGGCCCUGGAGGACCUGACGGAAGGGUCGACCACGUCCUCGUCCACGCUGCAGAAUGAGGCGGAGCUCGGCGAUGACGACGUCUUCACUACGGCCACCGACAGCUCGUCCAAUUCGUCCCAGAAGAGAGAGCCGGCGAUGCACACGUUGGCCCCGCCCAACUUCUGCGAGGCCCGUCGGCACCACUGCAUCCUGGGACAUUUCUACGAGCAGCACCGGCCCUCUGACCACUACUUCCUGGACCAGGCGGUGCACAUGUUCCCUCGUCACGUCAGCUUCCAGGUGGAGGAGGAAGAGAUUGUGCGCAUCAACCCUCGCGAGCGGACCUGGCUCACCGGCUACGAGGAUUACCGCCACGCCAACUCCACACGGGACAAACUCAGCCAGCCCGAAAACCUCGACGCUUACGUCCACUUCACCAAGAGCGAGCCGCCCAAACACGACUACACCUACCCGUACCCACUCAGCUGCGAGGUGCAGCGAGCCUGCGACGGCAAACCAGGCUGCCUGGAGCUGGGCAGCGGCCACAGGGCGGUGGUGACGGUGCAGCCGCGAGCCCUCCAGCCCAAAGGCAAGAGGCGGAAGGAGGACGGCGAGCGCUCGCGCUGCGUUUACUGUCAGGACAUGUUCAACCACGAGGACAACGGGCGGGGACGUUGCCAGGAAGCACCAGACCCCAUUCAGACCUGCAUCAGGCGGGUCAGCUUCAUGUGGUGCGCCGACAGCCUGCUGUAUCACUGCAUGUCGGACCCGGAGGGGGAUUACUCGGACCCUUGCUCCUGCGACACCAGCGACGAGCGCUUCUGCCUGCGCUGGACGGCGCUGGUGGGUCUGUCUCUGCUGGCGCCCUGCAUGUGCUGCUACGCCCCGCUGAGGGCGUGCUACCGCUGCGGCGUGGCCUGCCACUGCUGCGGCGGGAAACACAAAGCUGUGGGCUGAGGUGCUGUAGGCCCCGCCCUCCUCGAGGUGACAGCAAGGACUCGUGAUAUUCAUGUUGUUGUUGUCGUCAUUUUUAGAAGGAGGAGAAGAAGAACUUUGUCUGAACAGAUGGAGAAAAAAAGUUCCUGUUUUUUGUUUUUAUGUCUUUAGUGACAGUUGGGACCAAACGGCUUCCAUAGCUCACAGAGACAGACAACUAAUAUAUAUAUAUAAUAUAUAUAUAUAUAUAUAUAUAUAUAUAUAUAUAUAUAUAUAUAUAUAUAUAUAUAUAUAUAUAUAUAUAUAUAUAUAUUUGUGAGGACAGGUACAGGUAUAUUUUUACACUCGUGUUCUUGAAUAUGUCAUUUCUUCAGCGUUGUAUGAGGUCAGAAUGAAUGUUUGUUGAGGAAACUGCAGCUGUGAAACUUUUUCACCUUCACAAAACAUCUUACUGAACACAUCAGUGAACAGCUGGAGUCAGGACUCGAUUAGCCUAGCUUAGCGUAAAGACUGGAAGGUGUGGGAACAGUUAGCAUGGCUCCAUCUGAAAUAGAUGGAUCUACAGCUGCAACAGAAAAAGUUAUAAUUUAAUUUUCACAUGGAAAGAAACGUAAAGGUGACAGUUUCAUGUUGAGAAAUAAAACUCAGCUGGUAUUGACGGAGCCGGACUUGCCGUUCCCCCCCCACCUCCAGUCUUUAUGCUAAGCUAGGCUAACAAUGUCUAGACUCCAGCUCUCAGUCUAUCGUAUCAUAAACUCAGAAUAAAGCACAUCCAUCAUUGGCUCUCAGCAGACCUGAACUCUCUCUCACAGUUCAGGUGACAUGAUGAUUCACAGCUCUGGUUCCCUGAUGGUCUGACAGCUGCUCUGCUCCCAGAUAAACCAGUCGGACCAGUAACACCUCAGCCAGGUCCAGAGACUGUCGGAAGGUUGGAUUGAAAUCUGAAAAACCAAAUGUUUGAGUCGAUGUCAGAGCUGUACCUCUCUGAAUCAGCUCCUGGACACACUGGUGUACUGGUCACAUUGGUCUGUCUUUACUGGUUUGUGGUUUGUUUGAAGCUUAGAAGAAGAAGAAGAACUGUCAGAAACGUACCUGAGACGUCUGUCGGAUGGUUUGUCUAUCAAACAGCCUUGUUUUUGUAUCGGUGGAAAUAUCAACAUAAAGGCCAGAAACACCCUCGAAAAGAGUCCAAAUAUUGAAGUGUCACAGAUAAAUGUUCCUCCUUUGAUUGAUUGAUUUUAAAAAUUCUUCACAAUCCAAGGAAAGAUAACAGGAAGUCGAUCUCAGGCCAUCUUCUAUAAAAUGAGCACAAGGUCUGAAAUGUGUCAUGACAGUAAUGAUCAGGACAGCAAAGGACAAUUGAGCCUUAAACUUCAACCUCGACUCGUUUGAUUCAACUUAUCAGGGACUUUUAAAUCUCGUUCAAGAUGUUUGAUGGUCGUAACUCUUCAGAAACCUCCUCACAACUCUGUCGAAUACAUACGUUUCUCGAACACACCUGGUAUUCACACCCCAACACAUCAACACUGUCCAACUUCAAAUGUAUAAAAAUGUGUGUGAGGAGAAUUUGACAUCAAAAAUAGUCUUUUUAUUGGUGGAAAUGUCGAGAAGAAAACCAAACAGACGCUCGCCGCCGACCCGACGCUGAACGCUCCAGAUGUCAGCAGAAUGUAAACCAUCAUGGCGUUGUGAAGAUGCGACAUCAUUCCUCCUGAUUACAGCUGAAGAGCGCGCUGAUCUCCUAUUGGUCCGUUUGUCGCGAGAGGCGUGAUAACAUGUUCUGUCUCCUGGUGUCGGCCGUCGCUCCGCCCAGAUAAACUGAAUCUGUGAGAGUAACUAGGAACUAAAUCUGGAGAGGAAGAAUGACGACGUCUCUCUGCAUCACAUUACGUCUUUAAACCAGGAUUGUUACACGUCGUUCUUCUCUCCUCCAGUUCAAUCCACUCUUCAUUUUAAGAUCUUGUGCUCAUUUUACAGAACUGAGUGAGUCUUGACAGACUGACGGCAGUCUGAGAAUCAGCUGCAGCACAACGAAUCAGAGAACAAACAAGCUGAAUAUGAAUUAUUGGAAAGACGUUUGUAAAGACGUUUUCCUCUGACAUUACUUUUAGGAUCAUGUGAGAGUUUUAAUCUUGUUGACUGACAUGAGAAACUCACGGGGCUCCUGAAGGGUCGUGGAAAGUUUGUUGAGAUCGAUUCAUGAUAACACAACUCUGAGGGAGCGAGAGAUGAGGAGGUGUUCCAACAAGAAUCUCUCCAUGACCCUCAGGGGGCUCCGUAGAAACUGAACAGUCAGGCCACCGGGUGUUUUGUUCGAUGGUUGGUUGAAAUGUUACACAGAUGAAUCAGUCGUCAUCUUAUAAAGCCACUGGAACGCUGCUGGAGUCCAACAUGAAGCUCCUUUAAUUCAAGAAAAAGUGACCUGAGGCUCCGUGGAGCAGCACUCAGGAGUGAAGGCUCUGUCAUCCACCCGUCUGUCUGUCUGUCUGUCCCCCACGUUUACUUUUCUAUCGGUGGCGAGGACGGUGAACCGCGAGCAGUGAGUCUGUUGGACGCGGCGUCUGAUCUUCGGCGUCUGCGUCCAACUUCAGCUAUUAACAAAGGAAAGUGCCUGAAGCCUCCUCUGCAUCGACGUCCUGAUGUACCGCUCAGAUAAAAAAGCAAAGGUUGAACUCAUUGAUUUGUCUUUUUUAUAUAAUUCACAUUUUUACCUAUGUAAAAAAACAGAAUAUAUAUAUGUAUAUGUAUCAAGUGUAUGAUGUACAUUUUCAGUUCUAUUUUUUUAUUGUUUCUAAUAUGAUGGAUGUAAAAAAAAAAAAAAAAAUCUCUUCUAACAGGAAGAAGAGACGACGAGACGUAUAAAUAUAAAUACAUCAUCUGGAAACUGA